Haliotis rufescens (red abalone) is the source of this 2822-nucleotide messenger RNA. RefSeq names its product exonuclease 3'-5' domain-containing protein 2-like. The transcript has 11 exons. Gene Ontology annotation, molecular function: nucleic acid binding; 3'-5' exonuclease activity. Bases 182 to 1855 code for a protein of 557 amino acids. The record is from RefSeq and is a predicted model, not a curated record. Gene Ontology annotation, biological process: nucleobase-containing compound metabolic process. Lineage: Eukaryota; Metazoa; Mollusca; Gastropoda; Lepetellida; Haliotidae. Gene Ontology annotation, cellular component: cytoplasm; nucleus.
UAAACAUGGCUGGCGGUGACACCACGUGUUGCAAGAAUGUUUGCAGCUGAUUAGGCAAUCGUAUCUAGUCAGAUAGAUAUGCAUGAGAAUAAUGAGUUGACAUUCAUGGGUAAAAGCAUUAGCGUUACCUGUCUCAGGGACUGAAAUUUUUGCGUGUUCAUGUGAUACACUUGAACGAAGGAUGGAGAAGAGUGUGAGAGUUCUUGCAGCGGCAGUGCUAGGAACUGCUUCUGUCUAUGCUGUCGUGCUAACAUUUCGCCAGCUGUACAAACAUUUUAAAACUCAGUCGAGGAAACGUCAAAAAAGAAAAAGAACCAAUCUAGAAAUUCAUCUCAUCUCUACCCCGGAGGAAUGGCAAAAUCAGUUGGUGAUGCUAACAGAACAUCUGAAAAUUAUGAAGGUUGUGGGCUUGGACUGUGAGUGGGUGUCAGAUCACACGACCGGACAUCGCUCCCAGGUGGCGCUGCUGCAGAUGGCAACAACCUCUGGUCUGUGUCUGUUGGUCAGACUGUGUCACAUGGGCAGCAUGAUACCACAGACACUGAAGGACGUGUUGGCAGAUCCAAGCAUACUUAAAGUUGGUGUAGCAGUGAAGGAUGAUGGGAAAAAAUUGACAAAGGAUUAUGGGAUGGUUGUUCAAGGCUGUGUUGACCUUCGGCAUCUCUUGACCCGUGUCAGACAUAAGUAUAAGUGUGACGCCAGCCUCCAGGGUCUGGCUGAGGGGGUCCUGGGGGUGACGAUGGACAAGAGGAGGGAGAUACGCUGCAGUGACUGGGAGGCCCACACCCUCUCUGCGGAGCAGGUGGCCUAUGCUGCGGCUGACGGUCAGGUGGGCGUCGACGUCUUCACUAAGCUGGUGCUGACCAAGCUGACCGGUGGUGACCCUGGCGACCUGGUGUGGAGCAUGGAGGGAGUCGACCUGGAGGACGUCAGGAGACUGGCCAGGGCCAUGUGCCAGGGCAUUGUGGACAUCGGCUACAGGCAUUCAGGCACACCACGCAGAACACAGACAUCUGCGAAGCAGACGGAGAAGCCCGGCAUUGAGAAAGGACGUGCCUACUCCGCCCGGGCUCGACCUCUGUACCACAACUGCCAGCUCCAGGCUCCCGACGGACAGCCGCUGUGUACGUGUGACAUCCGCAAGGCAGAGUGGUACAUAGAGAAACAGCUGGGAGACAAGGUGUGUGACAUGCCUCUGACCGUGCGUCUGAGGUUUGAGCCGUCAGGUCGUCCCGAGUCGGAGAGCAACUACUACCUCCAGGAGAAGGAGAACGUCUGCGUCGUGUGCGGCAACGACGACACCUACACCAGGAAGUUUGUCGUACCCCAGGAGUACCGCAAAUACUUCCCGCCAUUAUUGAAGGACCACAGGUCACAUGACGUCCUACUGCUGUGUCCUCCGUGCCACCAGGUGAGCUCCAACCAUGACGCCAUUCUGCGGCAGGAGUUGGCGGUGGAGUGCGACGCCCCCAUCGACUCCGGACCUGGAUGUCGCAGUGUACAGAACCAGGACCUGAUGAAGAUCAGAUCAGCGGCCAAAGCCUUAACACUUAGCAGAGCCCAGAUACCUGAAGCUAGAGUAAAUGUGUUGGAAAAGACAUUGAUGGAUUUCUAUGGAGUUACCUCCCUUACCGAUGAUCUGUUGGAGACGGCCAUCAUAAUGGACACCAGAAUCUUCAACUCAGAUUACGUGCCGCACGGGAAGAAGGUGGUUGAACAUUUCAAACAGAAGGCGGAACUGUGGGCUUUUGAAAGACGAUGGAGAAAAAACUUUGUGGAGACCAUGAAGCCCCAGUUUCUCCCUCCUCUCUGGUCUAUCGAGCAUCAUCAUAAUGGAGUCCAGUCGACGCACUAGCGUCGGAACACCACCGAGGGAAUGUUGGUAUACACCACAGUCAGCAGUAGUCCACCCAGAUCACGUUGCCCUGGUAAUUGAGUCUGGAACAGGCACACCGGUGGUGGAAGGGUGAGGACACUGACACACAAUCAGCCGAGUCACAGAGUCAACUCUUAACUUGGAUUCCUGCAGGAUGGAACAGCACUAUCUCUGCUGUCUCUUCAUGGAGCACUCUAUGGGGGUAUGGUGGAACGAGGUGGCCCAGCAGUCUGGGCCCAGCACUUGCAUCUAUUUCCUAGCCCGGUAUUUGUCGAUCAUGGGUUUCAAUCCUUGGUCCUUCCUUGGUUUGUCAGUACCACACUUUUGAGAAUCAGUGGACGUAUGCUGGUCACAAGAGGAGACUUUGUGGAUCCAGUGACUGAUAGGGUGUCAUCGCACCCUGAUGGCAUGGAUUGUUGAGCAUGAAUAUAAAUCACUGGAUUGUCUGAUCCAGACUCCAUUAUUUACAGACUGCCGUCAUAUAGCUGGAAUAUUGCUGAAUGCGGAGUUAAACAAGAAAUACCAUGCUGUGAUAGAACUGAAAUACUGAAGAAAACUCUAGCCGUCUAAGCAUUGCAAUUUUGUGGACAGAGUUGCAUCCAUUAGGCAUGUCUGAAACUUGUGAUGGUAGGUUUGAAUCCCACAUUCAUUGAUAGGUUUCUGGGUGAAUCAGCUCCAUAUCUGUGCAUGUGGCUUUCAUCAAGGUGGUAAACUUCUGAGACCUGCAUCAUUUUGGAAUUCUCCCCAUAUUAAGCUGACAUGGCGUGAUAUCAUUGAAAUACUGUUCAAAGGGACGUCAAACACACCUCGCUCACGUUUUGUCAUAAGGCUCAAUUAAUUUCUCCAAAUGUCUAAUUGACACUGGACAUUUUUGUUUAUUGUCAACAUAACUUAUGAAUAAUCAGUUCUGUAGUAUUUAUUUUUGUAAAUAAACACAAGACUUGUA